UCAGUCAAUAGUGCGAGGGCUCGGCAGGGCCGCGCGUGUGUCACGGGGUGCUUCCUGUUGUGGAAAGCAAAGGAGUAGAAGCUGCUGCGAAAAAGAGGACGGCGCCGCCAUGGGUACCUGCUUGAGAGCGUCGCUCCUGCUGCUCCUUCUCCUGGCUCUGGAAAAUGCCGCCUGGGGACAGCCCACCACCUCCGCGCCCGCGAAGCAAGGAAGCUGUGACCAGUAUACAAAUAAAACCUGUCAGGAGUGCCUGAAAAAUGUCACUUGUUUAUGGUGCACCAGUAACAAGAAGUGCAUAGAUUAUCCUGUUAGGAAUAUCCUUCCUCCCAGCUCUCUUUGCGCACUGAGUUCUGCACGCUGGGGUGUCUGUGGUGUGAAUUUUGAAGCUCUGAUUAUUACAAUGUCUGUUGUGGGAGGAGGCAUCAUUAUUGCUCUGUGUGUUUGCUGUUGCUGCUGCUGCAGGAAGAAAAAGAGCAAAAAACCAGAUAAGGAUGAAGAAAAAGCUGCCAGGGAGAAGGAGCAAAGAAGAGUAAAACAGGAAGAGAGGAGAGCAGAGAUGAAAUCUAGACAUGAUGAAAUCCGGAAGAAAUAUGGUCUGUUUAAAGAAGAGAACCCAUAUGCCAAAUUUGAAAACAACUGAAAUAUCAAAACCAACUCUGGCAAUGCUGUUUAUACACUACAGUUGCUAAACACUAUAGCAGCUGCUACAGCUGCUAUACAUUACAGCUCCUGUAUAUAUCUAGAUGCCUUAAUUACAAAUGGAAGAAAUUCUCCUUGCACAAGAUGAAGCCAGCUGUAAUUCCAGGGAGCUGUUAACAAAUGGAUCAAGCCAAACAUACCUCUGAAAUCCCUACAAGUCUAGCAAACUGCAAACCUUUAAGUUUCUGUUCUCUUCUUGUUUGCAGCAGGUCCUUUGCUAAUACAGUAUCUUGUUUGUAUUGUAUAUUCUUUGUCAGAUCAUGGAGGGGCAGCAAAUGUUUUGUCUUCUAGUAUUUCUCUGUUUGUAAAAUGUAUUUGUUUUUAAUGUAAAGAUAGGAGAGUCACACAAGCCUUAAUUGUUCCACUAUCAGAAAAUGCCUAAACACUGCUGAAUCCAGUUUUUCUACAGCACAGGUUUUUUAAAAAAAUUCUGGGGUUAUAAGGUUCGUACUUUUUAUAUAAAUACUAUUUUUUUUUCAUUUUUAAACUCCAUGCCAAAUAUUGCUCCUUUCUUCUUUCUUGUGCCUUUUAAUUACAUCUCAGUAACUGCAAAAUAUAUUUAAAGACUGAUUGUAUGGAUUUUUAUGCCAAUGGCUAUUUGUAUUAGAAUUUUAAAGGCUCUGCUGUAGUCAAGUGCAUUGAUAGCCCAGUCUAACUACUUUUGCUCUAACGAAAGCACUGUUUGUAAUAUGAUGUUGCCAAAUCCCUGUUGUAUCUGAAGCAGUUGUAAUCUCAGAAAGAAUGUCUGUAAUAGCCAAGAUGGGUAGCCGGGUUAGUCUGUCUGCAGCAGUAGGAAAG
Molecule: messenger RNA, 1497 nt
Organism: Gekko japonicus
Lineage: Eukaryota; Metazoa; Chordata; Lepidosauria; Squamata; Gekkonidae
Gene: PTTG1IP
Product: pituitary tumor-transforming 1 interacting protein
Exons: 7
Coding region: 110-640 (176 amino acids)
Biological process (GO): protein import into nucleus
Cellular component (GO): cytoplasm; nucleus
Source: RefSeq, a predicted model, not a curated record